UUAGUUACAUUUUCUUUUUUUUUAUUUAAAGAAUAUUUUAUUUAUUUUUCUGUAAUCGCCACAACUAUAAAUGGUAACUGGAACCUAUUUUUGAUUUUAGAGGUUUGGAAUGGUGUAAGACAGUUUACAACGUUUUCAUGAUCUAACUCUAUUAAAAGGAGAAUAAGAAGUCUUCUUAGCUAUGUCACCUCAGUCAGAUCAGAAAAGCAACCAAUUAAACUUGUCUUUAAUCCCAUAUCAUCUGCGGCCGAGUCAAUAAAAAAACCCUACGACUCACUCAUCGGCUUCGUCUUCUUUGUUUCCUCUUCAUCAAAACUCCUUACAGCCUUUUUUGUUGUCUUUCCAUUAGAUUAUGAUUCUCUCUACUGUAAUCAUUUUUUUACAGCUUUCUUCUGCAUGGCUUCCGGCUCCGUUGAACACAGAAGAUUUCAAGGGCAGGAUGUUGGGAUUUCCCCAUGCCGGUGUGUCCAAGAUCGGCGUUGGAUCCAUCACCUGUUACCGCCAGAUCCGCCGCCUACGGAGUUGUCCUGCGGCCUUAAACGGUGGCUCCGAAACAGAGACCAACUCCGAAACCCUAGCUUCCCGGAUCUGCUCAAGCCUCCAAUCGUCGCUUAGGUCCGAGAAUCACAAGCUGUCGCACUCCCAAGACGGCGGGGAAGAAGCUGGACCGACGAGAAACAAACGAGAGAGAACCACCAUCCCUCACCGUAGAUCCGUCGACACCAUCUCACUCCCCGACAAUCAGACGAGCCCAACAAAGUAAACCCUAAUCGUGUUCUGGUGACUAACAUUCUUUCUCCGUCCAGCUACAACCUCUGAACUUUAUCACUGAAUCUGAAACGGUACGAUUUAUGUGUUUUUCGUGUGGUGUUCCUUAUUAAUUCAAUCUCCAUCAAGCAUUGCAUAUACACUUGGUGGAGUGCAGUCCCGCGUUGCAGAAACGUCAACACCAGAACCUGAAGUGCACAGAUGAAAGUAGUUCGGAGAAGAAAGCUAUAAGUUCACUAGCUGGGACACCUGUGCACUGGCACGCUACUCUUGAAGAGGUACCAUCAGGAGGUAUGCAUGUUUGUUACAUUUACUUAUUGAGACUCUCUUAUAAGGCUCUUGGCUUAAUAUAGCAACAGCCAACGUCGUAAGCAAUGAAAAAUAUGAUGAUCUGCAUCGUUCUUCAUUGUAUCUAUUGUUCUCUUUUGCUUGCCUUGGCAGUACCAACAAUAAUCAUAGCUCAUGAGUUCUAUGAUGCUUUUCCAGUUCAUCAGUUUCAGGUUUGUGUGAUUUGCAAUAUAGUCUUCUCCUUUUAGUUUAGUAUGUGUAUCUUAAAUGGACUUACUCUGCAAAAAUCUCCACUUGGCUGGUGUGAGAAAAUGGUUGAUGUGGGAGAAGAUUCACAGUUCCGCUUUGUUCUCUCCCCACAGCCUACACCUGCAGCCUUAUAUCUGGUGAAACGUUGCACAUGGGCUACACCUGAGGAAAAGGAGAAGCUGGAUCAUGUCGAGAUCAACCCGAAGUUAAUGGAUUUGACUCAAGAAAUAGCCAAGAGAAUAGGCUCUGAUGGAGGUGGAGCACUUAUAAUCGAUUAUAGGAAGGAUGAAAUCAUUUCAGACAGUCUACAGGCUAUUAGAGAACACAAGUUUGUCAACAUACUGGAUAAUCCAGGCUCUGCGGAUCUAAGUGCUUAUGUUGAUUUUCCUUCGAUAAAACACUCAGCUGAGGAAGCUUCAGAAAAUGUGACAGUCCAUGGACCUAUGACUCAGUCUCAGUUCUUGGGUUCGCUUGGAAUAAACUUCAGAGUUGAUGCGUUGCUGCAGAACUGCGACGAUGAGCAAGCAGAGUCAUUGAGGUCUGGAUACUGGAGGCUUGUUGGAGAUGGUGAAGCACCUUUCUGGGAAGGACCUGAUGAACAGACACCAAUUGGAAUGGGGGAGAGGUAUCUUACAAUGGCUAUUAUCAACAGAAACCAAGGCACUCCGGCUCCGUUCCAGUAACAGGCUGAAGCUUUCAAACAAGGACACUACACUCCUUUGUUUUUUUUCUUUGAACUUGGCUUAUCUUAUGAAUUUGAUUGGUUGACUUUGGGUUUAAAGCUUACGAAAUGAUUUCAAUCCCCAUUUUAUUUUCAGUGUCAUUCAUCUUCAUGUAUGGAUCUCAGUAGCUUGAUUUCUUCUGCUAUUUUGUUUGAAAUCUGCACGAUUGUUGAUUCUAAUAGCAUCUGAAUCUCUGUGAUCAAUACCUUUGGCUGAAGAACCGUCACCUCUGCAUACCACCACAAUCGUGGAGAAGUGUACGCUCAAGCUUGUGGAUGAUUACAAGCAUAUGCUUUGCCAAGCUACUGAGCCUAUGUCCACCUUCUUAGAGUACAUCAGGUGAGAGUCAUUCUUGAUCAACAGAUUGUGGUGCUUCGGUGUUGUUAUUGCCCUUUUCAGUUUCCAGUAGUAAGCGUAGUAGUUUCGUUCAUAUUUAGCUUUGCUUAAAAUUCUCUCGAUGUGCAUCAUAGUGUGUAAUGUUUGGUACUUUCGUGAAGCUCCUUUUUUUAUAGAGAUUGCAGUAAAAUGGUUUUGUUACAGAAUGUUGAGAGCAAAUAUUUUUAUUAUUUUGUUGUAGCUUAAAUGAUAGCUUUAUUGAUUUGUUACCUUGCCUUUAGUUUUUUUUUUGUCUGAAUUUUUUUUUCACCCGAAAUUGUAACAACAAGAAAAACAAGAACAUCAAAAUCAUUUGGUACAACAAAUUUAACAAAACAAACUUACUUUCCAAUACAUUUAACAUAUUAUACAAUAUAUGAAAACAAAGUAUUAAAAUUAUUUAUACGUCUAUAAUUAAUAUGAUUCUAUAUGGAUUAAAACUAUUAAUUAUAUAUACAUUUUUUACGUUUAGUGGUUGAAGAAGUGUUUAUAAUGCUUAUGUUUUAGAUAUAUAAUUUAAUUUUCAAACAUAGAGAACAUAGCCAAUUUUAUGUUUUUGAAAAACAUCGUCAAUCUCAUGUUCUUGAAUAAAGAAUUCAAUCAAAGAGAACAUAGCCAAUCUUCACCUACUUCUUCAAUUAUGUGAAAGUCUUAGGUCAGUAACCAAACUUAAUUGUUCGAACCAGUCACUUCGGUAAAACAAAACAUAUUAUUUUU
This is a messenger RNA of Brassica napus (rape), 3119 nucleotides long. RefSeq names its product protein arginine methyltransferase NDUFAF7 homolog, mitochondrial-like. NCBI's taxonomy places the organism in Eukaryota, Viridiplantae, Streptophyta, Magnoliopsida, Brassicales, Brassicaceae. The record is from RefSeq and is a predicted model, not a curated record. Gene Ontology annotation, molecular function: protein-arginine omega-N symmetric methyltransferase activity. Bases 1311 to 1988 code for a protein of 225 amino acids. The transcript has 4 exons. Gene Ontology annotation, biological process: mitochondrial respiratory chain complex I assembly. Gene Ontology annotation, cellular component: mitochondrion.